This is a messenger RNA of Sapajus apella (tufted capuchin), 3938 nucleotides long. It is a transcript of the gene CFAP418, whose product is annotated as chromosome unknown C8orf37 homolog. Bases 663 to 1286 code for a protein of 207 amino acids. The transcript is spliced from 6 exons. NCBI's taxonomy places the organism in Eukaryota, Metazoa, Chordata, Mammalia, Primates, Cebidae. Gene Ontology annotation, cellular component: cytosol. The record is from RefSeq and is a predicted model, not a curated record.
AAAUAUGCUCUUAACAAAACAGCUCAGCAACGCCUUCCUGCAGAUCAAAUCGUGCCUGUUACUGCAACAGAGGCUUGUGCAGAGUCUAGAUGCAUUCUCACCGCGAAAACUUACACCGCCAGUAGUCGUGGCCGAGUGGUUAAGGCGAUGGACUAGAAAUCCAUUGGGGUCUCCCCGCGCAGGUUCGAAUCCUGCCGACUACGGGAACAUUAGCGUUUUGCUGUCGUAAACACCUACUUUGUGUUUUAGAGCGUUCUCCUCCAACCUUCCGCAGAUUUAAGGAAUUUAGAAGCGGAUGGAACACGACAGGGACCCAAACGGGAAAGGAGAGAAUGAUGGGGCGCGACAGUGUGCCUGUGGUUACAAUGUGGGCCCGGGAGAGGGAGACAGGACGAAACACGCCAGACAAACUGGAAGGAAGAAAAGCAAGCAACGUGAGUCACACAGACACAGGGCAGGGAGAACUACCGCCUCCGUCCCCGCAGGCGCCCACCCCCAACAAACCCACCGCGUUCUUUGCCGCGAGCUCUGGCGAGCGCCUCGGGUUGCCACGGGACGCGGUGCGCAUGCGCGGGGACGCCUAGUAGGCCUGGUCCUCGCGUUACCCCUGGAAACCACCGGAGCUUCGGCGACUCGAGGGGGAAAAGGUCAGGCAAUUCAAGAUGGCGGAGGAUCUGGACGAGCUCUUAGAUGAAGUGGAGUCCAAGUUUUGCACACCCGACCUUCUAAGACGGGGCGUGGUCGAGCAACCCAAAGGUUGCCGUGGCGGCACCCACAGCAGCGACCAGAACCAAGCCGAGGCGAAAGAGAAUCUCAGAUCAACGGAAACAUUUAAAAGAGAAGAUGAUCUUGACAGUCUGAUUAAUGAAAUAUUUGAAGAGCCCAACUUGGACAAAAAAACGUCUAAAUUAAAAUCUAAAUCUUCCGGUAACACAUCUGUCAGAGCUUCCAUUCAAGGCCUUGGUAAAAGUUGCAGUCCGGUGUACCUUGGUGGAAGCUCUAUUCCAUGUGGGAUUGGAACAAGUAUUUCAUGGAGAGCAUGUAACCAUCUGCGUUGUAUAGCCUGUGAUUUCUUGGUGGUAAGCUAUGAUGACUAUAUGUGGGACAAAUCAUGUGAUUAUCUGUUUUUCAGGAACAACAUACCAGAAUUCCACAAAUUAAAAGCCAAGUUGAUAAAGAAGAAAGGAACACGAGCGUAUGCCUGCCAGUGUAGCUGGAGAACUAUUGAAGAACUGACUGACCUUCAGACAGAUCAUCAGCUUCGUUGGGUUUGUGGUAAACAUUAAGAAUGCAGGCUGCACAUUCAGACAGUUGCAUCCAUGAGAGCAGUAUCCGUUAAUCAUCAUAAUGUUUGGGCAGUGGUCCCUAGCAAUACAUUCCCUGUGGGAAAAGGCAGUGAAUUUUACUGAUACAACUACACACAGUUUUUAAGACCAAAUGGACUAAGGAAGAUUAUUAUAACACUUUGGAAUUAUUUUCUUCAUAUAUAUAUGGAUGUUUCACUUAGUAAGCAACAGCCAUCUACAUUCUUUACUAAUCUGUCUUCUGUUAAAUAGAAGUUUAAUUAUGGAGUUUCAUACAAAUACCUAGUUUUUCACUAGUAACUUCAACAUUGAUUGCUAAUAUGCUUAGCAAAACAUUCCCCACUUGUAGCAGUUAAAACAGAUAAAGCCGGCCAGGGCAGAGAGGUCAUCUAGGGGUGUCUACAACACUUCCUCCAAACAGAUCUGUUGUUGGCAAAGAUCAUAAUUUAGACAUGAAAGAAACCAGGUGAUCAGUGGCUAACUGAAGGGUAUUCAGGAGUUACAGGUAUUUUGCAAAAACACUGCCUCAUAGUUGAUCUUACCUCACAAACUCAAAGCAAUGUUAUGUACAUUAAAUAUAUGUUACUAGUUCUAGCUUAUUUUCCCUCUUUUGUUUAUUAGAUAUUGAAAGUUAUUUUCUCUUUUCAAUACUCAAUAAUAUAUAAAAAGUUUGAUGCAUCUAAAAUCACAAAAACUCUGAAACAUACAGGUUAUUGUUGGAUUUUUCAAGUACUUUCUAUCCUUUAAUACCUAAAACUCCAUCAAGUGAAGAAAACAGCAAGUAAGAUAAUUUUUCAGGCAGCCUGUGGACUUUUCUGGUAGGAUCAGGUUGACAUAUCAUUUAUUAGGUGAGUACAUGAAAAGAGAAAGCAUAUCUGAACCAGCAGGUAGGUAACCUGUUGGGCUCCCUCCUGACAUCACAGAGAUCUGAGGAACCCUACAAUAGCAGCACACUCAGGAAAUCAGAUCCCUCAAAAUUUCUAGCUCCCAACCCCAUUGAGAGAUUUUGGGAGCUUUCCAAUCUGCCACAGACUCUCUGCUACAUGUGUCUACUAUAUAAGUUCAGAUGUGUGACGCAGGGCACACUGAAAGGGAAUAAUUCCAACAAAGUUACAAUCUUAGUCUUAUGCUGAAUUUGUUCCAGCCACCCUACUGAAGGGAGGAAGAUGUGAUCAUUAGAAUCCUUUUCCUAGCCAUGACACAUUUACAUACUUGUGAAAUUUACUGUAGUAAGUCUAGCAUUACAAAAGAACAGAUCUUAUAAUGGCCAAUGCUCAUACUUUUGUAUUAAGGAUAUUAUGGCAGACCGGACGUGGUGGCUCACACCUGUAAUCCGAACACUUUAGGGAGGCCGAGGCGAGCAGAUCAGCUGGGUCAAGAGUUCAAGACCAGUCUGCCCAACAUGAUGAAACACCGUCUCUACUAAAAAUACAAAAAUUAGCUGGGCGUGGUGGUGCAUGCCUGUAAUCCUAGCUACUCGGGAAGCUGAGGCAGAAGAAUUGCUUGAACCUGGAAGGCGGAGGUUGCAGUGAGCCAAGUUGGCACCACUGUACUCCAGCCUGGAUGACACAGUGAGACUCUGUCUCAAAAAAUAUUAUGACAGAGUUUAUCUUUCAAUAAAAAUAUAUCCCUAAAGUUAUAUCUACAUGUAAUUGAGUCAGAAAUAUAGGGGGAUGUUGAUCGAAGUCAACUGUUGCAAAAUACAGCAGAGCAACAAGAUCAACACAUUCAGAACCUUAUAGCAUUUGGCACAUUAUUCAUUAUGGUGCAAUUCAUUUUUAUUCCAGUAAGCAAAUUUACUAAAUCAUUAAUUUGAAUUUUUUUUUUUUUUUUUUUUUUUUGAGAUGGAGUGUUACUCUGUUGCCAGGCUGGAGUGCAGUGGUGCCAUCUUGGCUCACUGCAACCUCCGCCUCCCAGGCUCAAGCGAUUCUCCUGCAUCAGCCUCUGGAGUAGCUGGGAUUACAGGCGCCCGCCACCAUACCCAGCUAAUUUUUGUAUUUUUGGUAGAGAUGGGGUUUCACCAUGUUGGCCAGGAUGGCCUUGAUCUCUGCCCACUUCGGCCUCCAAAGUAACCUACAUUGCCUCUACUUUGAAGGGACAAAGUUGUCCUGGUUUUUUUUCUCUUUUAUUAUUUCAUUAUAAGUAUCCUAAAACUUACAUACAUUGCCUAUGUUUGGCAUUCCAUAACAUAAGAGUCCCUCAAUGUCAGAAAAAUGUGUGUGAGUUCCCAUUUUUGUUGGCAAUGUACUUUAUAAGCUUUUUAAUAUAGUACAAUUUUAAACUGAAAUGUAGAAAGAAUAUUAUGUUUAUAUACAACUGCAGAAAUUAUUAACUGUUGUAAUUUAAGCUGAAAAUGCAACUAUUUUAGUAUCAGUAUAGAAGAAAAGUAUAGUUUCUAAUCACCUGUAAUUUUACAAUGCAAAGCCUAUAAAACUUUCAAGAUGUUUGCCUAUUUGUUUUUACUAUUUAUAAUAAUUUUCUGCAAGUAGCUAUUGUUAAGCCAGGUAACUUCUUUAUUUGAACUGUAUUAUACUCGCAGACCCUUAUUCUGCCUAGAAAUGAGUAAGUAAUAAAUAAUUACUCUGUAUUUGUUUACUUCUUUUAUUUUAUAGUAAAAUAUUCCAUUUGAAUGGA